Molecule: messenger RNA, 2084 nt
Organism: Marchantia polymorpha subsp. ruderalis
Lineage: Eukaryota; Viridiplantae; Streptophyta; Marchantiopsida; Marchantiales; Marchantiaceae
Source: the annotation of a GenBank genome assembly
GAGAGCGCGAACCGCACGCCUUGCUACCCCUGCUGCUACUACUGAAUCAUGGAGUGAGUGGUCUUGAGCUCUGCGCGGAGAGGUUUUGUGUAUCUUAUGGAUUGGAGGCCAUCUCAAUUUGUGUAGCACAGAGGAUUGUGAUGUGGGCAACUCCGUCAAACGCUGCACAUGCCAGCUUUUGCUAUGAGAUGGAAAACAGGUGCACUUGUUGGUCGCAGCGUUGUUGAACCCCGACAUUCGUCUCGUUUCAAAUGCUGGCCGGGGUCGUUGGUGCCUGGGGCGUAAGCAAACAUGAACGAGCCGCUAAGGCCUCUUCAUCGCGUGCUCAUGGUGUCGGAUUUUUUCUAUCCCAAUUUUGGAGGAGUUGAGAAUCAUAUCUUCUAUCUCGCCCAAUGCCUUAUGCAGCGUGGGCAUAAGGUGGUGGUCGCAACGCACGCAUAUGGACGGAGGAGUGGCGUGCGGUACAUGACCAAUGGGCUCAAGGUUUACUACAUUCCUUGGUUGCCAUUUUAUCUACAAACUUCAUUUCCGACUCUGUUUGGAACGUUUCCAAUUUUUCGGACAAUAAUGUUGCGGGAGCGAAUUACGAUUGUCCAUGGACAUCAAGCCUUCUCGACCUUGUGUCACGAGGCUAUAAUGCACGCACGUACCAUGGGGUAUAAAACCGUCUUCACAGACCAUUCUCUUUGUGGAUUCGCUGAUGUGGGGAGCAUCCACAUGAAUAAAGUAUUACAGUAUACUCUUGCUGAUGUUCAGCAAGCAAUAUGUGUCUCUCACACCAGCAAAGAAAACACGCAUUUGAGGUCUACACUCCCCCCUGAGAAGAUCUUUGUGAUUCCAAAUGCUGUAGACACUGCCAUGUUUCAGCCAGAUCCCAGCAAGCGUAUCAAGGAUAAGGUCGUUAUAGUGAUAAUCAGUAGAUUAGUGUAUCGCAAGGGCGCUGAUUUGCUCGUGGAGGUCAUCCCGGAAGUGUGCAGGUUGUUUCCACAGGUUCACUUUAUAAUCGGUGGGGAUGGACCAAAGAGAGUUCGACUGGAAGAAAUGAGAGAAAAGUAUCAUCUGCAAGAUCGGGUCGAGAUGCUCGGUGCAGUUGCCCACUCUGAUGUGCGAAAGUGUCUUGUACGCGGUCAUAUAUUUCUCAACAGUUCCUUGACCGAGGCUUUCUGCAUCGCAAUAGUGGAAGCUGCGUGUUGUGGACUGCUCACAGUGAGCACAAAAGUUGGUGGUGUUCCAGAGGUUCUACCACCUGAGUAUAUUGUCUUGGCCGAACCGAUACCUUCACGAAUGGUUGUAGCUGUAGCUCAAGCAAUCGAGCUUCUUCCAAAUGUCGAUCCCUUUGCGAUGCAUAAUCAGAUGCGGACUCUCUACAGCUGGCCGGAUGUGGCAGAAAGAACGGAAACCGUUUAUACACAUGCAAUGAACACCGAAAAUGAGGAUCUUCUGCAGCGACUUGAGAGGUACUACGCAUGUGGACCAUGGGCAGGAAAGCUAUUUUGUCUAGUUGUAAUCAUGGACUACAUUUUUUGGCACUUUCUUCAGUGGUGGCAGCCAGCCGCGGAAAUGGACGUGGCACCUGAUUUUCAGCCGCAAGAAGAAUCAGGAACCGUUCGGGCUGUGAACAGAAGUUGAAGGGAUGGGCUCAUAAAGUUCUUCGAGAGGGACUUACAUUCGUGGGGAAUUCGGUUCAUGAUACCUUCUACUUCUGGACGUUGGCAGGUUCACUCCGGACAUGAGAAGUCAGUCACUGGACGACUUUCACAAGGUCGAGUUCCUCAGAGUAGAGUAUGUUUGAACCUUGAGUGGGCUGAGUCGUCGAAACUGAGGAGUCCAGCCACUUUUGAUGCAUUCCAGGUCGGUUGUCCCAAAUGCUUAUUCCAUCUUCUACCCCAUUUUUUGCAUGACUUAGACAUCAGAUCCAAGCAUGUUAGAAUAUUCAUUCUUUACACGAUUGAAACGUACCAUGGUGGGACGGUGCACACCAUCGUAGGAAAGUACUCUCUUGAACAUUUUGCCGAAGUCAGAAGCUUAAACUUUAUCUUUUGUUCAAGACUCACAACGAAGUUUAAACCCAAGAUUUUUUGGAU